Molecule: messenger RNA, 1968 nt
Organism: Gigantopelta aegis
Lineage: Eukaryota; Metazoa; Mollusca; Gastropoda; Neomphalida; Peltospiridae
Exons: 6
Coding region: 212-805 (197 amino acids)
Source: RefSeq, a predicted model, not a curated record
UUCCAGACAGGAAGUGACGUCAAAUAUGCAAUGAUGUCCGACAAGUUUUUUUUUCGAGUCACUUUUUAACGACAAAAGUUGAUUGUGAUGAUAUUUAUCGAGGAGAUCAAAAGAUUGCUUCAGCAGAGCAUUUAUUUUGUUUAACAUAAAAGAAGGCAAUCAACAACAAAAAGGUUACUCGGCAAACAUAUAAAAAGGCUAGACGUGAAACAUGAAGUCCGAACAUCUUUUUUUCUCCAUCCUGGCAUUUCUAAUACUUUGUGUGGCGAGUGGUCUGGGUGGUGAGUGGGGUCCCUGGUACGAGGACAAACACCGGUCAGGAAAGUGCAGCAUCACGUGCGGCGCCCAGCAAGGAGCUGUUCGGAGAGUCGUCAGGCGCAACUGCAGCAAGGACGGCCGACCCGCGAUGGAAACCGAGUGCACUGGUAUCGCUACAGUCGUCUCCACCAGACCGUGCCGGCCACAACUGACCGCAUGUCCCAAUGCAACUAGAGCCUCAGUUAAGCAAGAAGGAAGUCACAGUACUGUGCUCACCUGGACUGGAGUAGUCGUUGGUGUACUUGCAACAGCAUUCGUGGCCGUUGGCAUCGUUGUGUUCAGACUACAUCUGAACGACGAAGGCAACGACACUCGGAACAAGGUGACAUUUCCGUUUACCUUUUUUAAAGAGCCGCGCAGUGACUUCAUCCGUGAUCAGAAGUCGGAUAUCGUGAAACACAACCUGUCGUUCAUACAGGACAUCGACAUCAGUCAGUGUGACAGUCUGCCCAAACCGGAAACCUCUCAGAGUCAAGCAUCCUCCUAGAUGACGCGACCCUUAAUAAAUCCAGGACUCAGGCUUAUAAAAGGUUUCCUCGAUGACGCGACUAUGAAAUCCAGGACUCAUGCUUAUAAAACGUUUUCCUUGAUGACGAGACUAUGCAAUCCAUGACUCAUGCUUAUAAAACGUUUUCCUCAAUGAAGCAAUUAUGAAAUAUUGGACUCAUGCUUAUAAAACGAUUUCAUCAAUGAAGAGACUAUGAAAUCUAGGACUCAUGCUUAUAAAAUAGUUUUCUUCGAUGACGAGACUAUGAAAUCUAAGACUCAUGCUUAUAAAAUGUUUUCCUCGAUGACAUGACCUUUAAAUCCAGGACUCAUGCUUAUAAAACGUUUCCGUGAUGACAUGACUAUGAAAUCUAGCACUCAUGCUUAUAAAACGUGAUAUCUAGGACUCAUGCUUAUAAAAAAAAAUUAUACUGCCAAAACCAGAAACAACUCGGGCCAGUCGUCUUCCAAGAUAACAAAGACUAUAAAACUUGUUUACACUAAAACCAGAAACCUUUCUGGGCCAGUCAUCUUCGUGGAUGACAACACUAUUAUAUUCAGGACUCAUGCUUAUAAAACAUUUUUAGACUCUGCCAAAACCUGAAACAUCUCAGGGCCAGUCAUCUUCCUACGUGGCAAGACCCAUAAAUCCAGACCACAUGCUUAUAUGGUUAAAAAUAUCUUAGUACAUAUCAAAGUGAUACGUCCCACUAGAACGCCAUGUGGGACGUAACACUUCGACAUCACACAACGAUGUCAACUAAACGAGUUGACCUAUAUAAAGUAAGAUCGAUUAUGGGUAAUAAAUAGGAUAUUAAACUCGCAACCAUUUUGUAUCAUGUUUAUGUCCCGAGUGAAAUAAUUUUCAUUGUCACUUGCUAAAGCUCGUGACAAUUGAAACUUAAUUCACUCGGGACAUAAACACAAUAUGAAACAGAAUUUCGUUUAAUAUCCCAUAAUUAUUACACUGCGGUGGAAGAGAUACCCAUGUGAUAUUUAUCGUGUUUUCACAUGUGAAAAUACGCCUUUUGAGAGGUCAUGACCUCAGAUCAGGUGAUCAAUCGUGUCACACAGUACAUCUGCAUAGGUGUGCACAUGCAUAGUUCAUUCGAUUCACAUUUUUAAAUGGGGAAAAACAAGUUGUCAAUAAAACAUAUAUUUUAA